This is a messenger RNA of Nematocida parisii ERTm1, 2335 nucleotides long. RefSeq lists its product as uncharacterized. Gene Ontology annotation, molecular function: structural constituent of nuclear pore. The coding region runs from base 1 to 2322 and encodes 773 amino acids. The record is from RefSeq and is a predicted model, not a curated record. NCBI's taxonomy places the organism in Eukaryota, Fungi, Microsporidia. Gene Ontology annotation, cellular component: nuclear pore. Gene Ontology annotation, biological process: nucleocytoplasmic transport. The transcript has a single exon.
AUGAACGGAGGACAACAGAACCAAAGCGGAUAUUCUUCCGGGUUUUAUGGAACAAGCCCACUCCAGAGACAGUCGCAAGGGAUGUACCAAGAACCAUAUGGAGGGUCUAACAACGGGUACCAGAUGCACCAGCAUCACGGCGGAUUUGGCAGCCAGAUCCCAGAUAACUCACCUAUUCGAAUUCUUCCAAAUGUACCAAAUACUUCAAUAGAGCCGUUUUCUAUACGAACAAAAAUAGACAAUAAUAUAUCAAUUAGCAGUUGCUGUAUAACUACACUGGAUGCGUACAGUCCAUACACGCUAGAAGAGCUUAGGUGUGCAGACUAUGCAAAGGGAAGAAAAGGGACAAUUAUGCCCCGAACAGGAUUUCACAGUGCGUAUGGUGGGUCUAGCACCUACAUGCAGAAGCCAUCCGAUAUGAUGGGAUCACAGAGCAUGUUUGGGCAGCCUAAGCCAGCAAGCUCUCCUGGAUUUGGAUCUUUAUCGCAGCCAGGAUAUUCAAUGCAGCCAAGAAUGGGGGGGUCUAGUAUGUUUUCUCCAACAACGCAGCCACAGAGCACAUCAACUUCGAGCUUAUUUGGGCAGCCAGCAAAUACCGGAAACACCACAUUUGGCCAGGCUGGAAAUACUUCUUUUAUGGGGCAGUCUUCAAACAGCUCAUUUCAGCAGCCGCAGAGCUCAUCAGGGCUUGGCGGGUUUAGAAGCUUUGGCCAGAGUUCAACUGGAAUUCCCAUGCAGCAGCAAAACACAUUCUCGUCUGGGCUGGGCACACAGCAGAACAAUGCAAUGUCAAACAGCUUUUCAAACAACAGUAUGCUUGGGUCAAGCCAGCAGAUGAACCAGAAUCAGCAGUCCCCUAUGCCAGGGCAGCAGCAAUCACUAUUUGGUGGUCUUAGUGCAGGAGGAAUGGGCAACAACACAUCUUCAAACCAGACUAAUACAGGACUUCUUGGGCAAAGCACUCCAUCCGCCGGGACAGGCGCGUUUUCAAUGGGGGGCAUGGGAGGAGCAUCCUCAAACACAAGCCUAUUUGGGCAAAGCACUCCAUCACAGAACACACUAGGAGGCGGACUAUCUUCACAGCCAUCUGCGUUUUCAUCGUUAGGGGCAUCUAGCAGUGGUCUAGGGGCUGGAGCAGCGACUGGUUCUACCACUAAUAAUGCAUGGGGAAAUACAAGCUCUCUUACAUCAGGCUUGAAUACAGCACCUAGCACUGGUCUAUUGGGAGGAAGUUCAUUAGGAGCACAAGCAAGCACUUCUGGUGGGUUAGGAUCUUUUUCAUUAGGGCAAAGUACUACUACAACGGCAGGGACAGGGACCACUGGAACAGGUCUUUUUGGAGGGCUUGGGGGCAGCAAGCCUGAGAACCAGACAACUUCCUCUCCUUUCUCUCUGGGAACAUCCUCUAUACUGGAUAGCAAGCCUGCGUUUGGUAGCACUCUAGGAGGUGGUCUAACCAACAAGCCCCUUGAAAGCAGCUCACUUGACAACAAGCUGUCCGGAUUUUCAUCUUCAUUUGGUGCAGGAAGCACUUCUCUCCUGGGCGGUCCUAGCGGAGGUCUAGCACAGGCGCAGAGCACAAGUUCUUUUGGAGCAGGCAGUGCAUUUGGAGGCAGUGUUUUAGGAGGAAGCAAACCGCCAGCCCAGGCAAGUGCAGCAGAGGACCCGUAUCUUAUAAAAUCAUUAAGCUUUAAGGAGUGCGAAGACUAUAAGAAGAAGUCUGUUAUGGAGAUUCCUAUGCCACUUUUUAAGAAGGCACCUGUGACCAAGAUUAAGUUCAAGCCUUCAAUAAGCUUUAAGCAAUAUGUAUCUACAUCUGCGGAAGGAAUAAAGAAAAAUGCAGAAAAGAAAAAGUUAACAAGAGACACGCUUAAUCAGAUAGAAGAGAAUGAGUAUUACACAAUUCCCUCCAUAAGCCAGAUAAAGAAAAUGCCAAUCAAGAAAAUAUCCGGGUUUAUAGUGGGACGAAAGGGGCAUGGCCAUCUUGAGUUUCAGGAAGAAGUAGAUUUAACUAAUGUAAAUCUUGACACGGUGCCAAGAAUUGUGACACUAGACAAUGGAUAUGUGUUUUUCAGCAAAAACAAGGAUAAUAUUAGGCCGGGGCAUGGAAUAAAUAAAGCAGUCAAAAUAUAUGUGGAGAACCCAACUAUAUACAGCCACAGCACCGGGCGGCUGAUGCCUCUCUCAAAGUCAGAUCCUCUUUUCGCAAUUAUGAAAGCCAGAGUGAUGUCAAGUGUUUCAAAAGAUGGGAACAUACACGAUGUUGAAAUUGAUCUAGAAAAAGGCGUGGCGAUUCUUAUAUGCAACUCUCUGUGGGCAUAACCUAAACUUCAUA